GCCCUCGCGCCCCCCCGGCCGCCGCUGCCUCCUGCCCCUCGGUGCUGCUGCUGCUCCUGCUGUUGCUCCUCCAUCUCCAGAUCGGAUCACGGUGAGGGAAAGAUGAGCGAGGAGACGGCGACUUCUGACAACGAUAAUAGUUAUGCACGAGUACGAGCUGUGGUGAUGACCCGGGAUGACUCAAGCGGUGGAUGGUUACCACUUGGAGGGAGUGGACUAAGCUGUGUCACUGUCUUCAAAGUCCCUCAUCAGGAAGAGAAUGGCUGUGCUGACUUUUUUAUCCAUGGAGAACGACUCAGGGACAAAAUGGUGGUUUUGGAAUGUAUGCUUAAAAAAGACCUCAUUUACAAUAAGGUCACUCCAACAUUUCACCACUGGAAGAUAGAUGACAAGAAGUUUGGCCUUACCUUUCAAAGUCCUGCCGAUGCUAGGGCUUUUGAUAGAGGUAUUCGAAGAGCUAUAGAGGAUAUUUCUCAAGGAUGCCCAGCAUUAAAAAAUGAAGCUGAAGGAGCAGAAGAUGAUUUACAAGCAGUUGAAGAAGAUUCCUCCAGUUCUCUAGUGAAAGAUCAUCAUUUCCAGCAAGACACAGUUGUCACCAGUGAGCCUUUUAGAAGCUCCAGACCUCCCUUUGAGGAUUUGAAUGCCAGAAGAGGCUAUUUACAAAAUCAGAUAACAUUCAGUCAUCCAGGUCUAGACAUUCAGAGCAGAAGUAUAGAAUAUGCACAGCGGCAAAUAUCUAAGGAAUGUGGAAGUGUCAAGUCCCAAAAUAGGGUCCCUUUGAAAUCCAUCCGACAUGUCAGCUUUCAAGAUGAGGAUGAAAUUGUCAGAAUAAACCCUCGAGAUAUCUUAAUACGUCGAUAUGCAGACUACAGACAUCCUGACAUGUGGAAAAAUGACUUGGAGAGAGAUGAUACUGAAUCCCCUAUUCAGUUUUCUAAACUAGACAAUAAAAAACCAGACUAUAUGUACUCUUGUGGGGAUGAGACGAAGUUAAGUUCACUCAAAGACUCUGUGGUAUUUAAGACACAGCCUUCUUCAUUAAAAUUUAAGAAGUCAAAACGAAGAAAAGAAGACGGUGAACGUUCUCGCUGCGUGUACUGCCAAGAAAGGUUUAAUCACGAAGAAAAUGGCAGGGGGAAGUGUCAGGAUGCUCCAGACCCUAUUAAAAGAUGCAUAUAUCAUGUCAGUUGCAUGCUCUGUGCAGAGAGCAUGUUGUAUCAUUGUAUGUCAGACUCAGAGGGAGAUUUUUCUGAUCCCUGUUCAUGUGACACUAGUGAGGACAAAUUCUGCUUACGAUGGUUAGCCCUAGUAGCUUUGUCUUUCAUUGUACCAUGUAUGUGCUGCUAUGUCCCUUUGAGAAUGUGCCAUCGUUGUGGUGAGGCUUGUGGAUGCUGUGGUGGGAAACAUAAAGCCGCUGGAUGAAAGGGUUCCGUGCUUAAAAUGAGCUCAAAACCUUUGUUUCCAGGAAUUAGUUAACUUGGAUUUGUGGAAGCUUUUGGCAAGCACUAUGAAUCUUGCCUGGUAUCAUUGGGGCCACAGGCGGAGGCAGCAGAACUAGUCAGUUCUUGGCAUUUUACAAAUGCUAGUCAUGCCUAACUUUUACUGGGAAGUACAUGGCAUGCCUUGUAACAGGUUAUAAAGAGUAUUUGCAAAAGGAAACCAUUUCUGGGUUCUGGCUAUAAAAUUGACAUAAAAUAUGAUACAACUAAAAGGGAUUAAUUUUCGGUGUUUUUGUAUAUUUAUGCAUUAGGUGAUGGGCCUUUUAAAGGUUUGAAUUCAUUAAGAUAUCAACUAAAAGUCCACUAGGAGACACUUGAUUUCAGUCUAAGAAAAGUUAACACUUGGGAAUUCUAAGAAAUAAAACAAGUGCAACUAAAUCUUCUAUUAGUUGUUUUUGAAAGCAGUUUUAUGUGUAAAAUAACAAAUGUUUAUAUUUAACUAAAUAUAAGGUACGAGUUAUUGCAUAUUAAAAAAAUUUUCCCUUCCUAGUUCAGAAGUAGAUGUACACAUAUCUACUGUCACAUUCCAUUCCAUGUUGAAUAUUUUACUCAUCUAGUGAAUAACAUUUUUGUUCAUGUGAAUGAUUUGAUAUUUUCAUUCUCAUUUCCUUUUCACUACAGUUUAUAUUGUUUUAUCUGUACAUUCUGGUAAUCUAAAAUUCUUAAAAAUAUUCUAAUAGCUUUCUGAGUGACCAACUUUUUUGUUAAGCACAGAUGUAAUUGUCUAAUGUUCUGAUGAGAAUGUAACACUUAUUUUUAUAUAAAAAGACUGAGUAAACAGAAAAAUGAGGGUUUUGAUUUUGUUUUUGUUUUUUUGAGGGUUGGUGGUUUUUUUGUUUGUUUGUUUGUUUUGCUUUUUUUUUUGUUUUUGUGGUAUUGAAACCAGCAAGUUGUUUUCUUUGAACGUUUCCUCAUUCAAAAAAUCUUAAUUGCAUUUACAAAUGUUUUUACAAGGCAAAAAAUGUAACUGGAUAGUUAGUGUAAAACAAAUCUUUCUGAGAUUUCCAUUUAUCAUUGUGCUAAAUCAGAAUAUGUUCAGCUGUGUUACUAACUUCUAGCUUAAUCCUCAAUGUUUAUUAUACACAUAACAAUGAUAACUUUUCUCAGUUGCAUUUUCUUUUAUUUAAACUGGCCAGGAGCAAAAUUAUUUUAUGCUAAGGUAUGUGUUAAACUAUCCCACAAAGUAUUUAAUCCAACAUUGUUAAUGAAAUAUCUUGUACAUAUAAAUCUAUUUCUUUUACAGAGCAUUGUGUUACUGGAUGUUUUAUUUACAAAAUAGUUGGAUAAACGUUCCAACAGAUUGUUUAAAGAACUUUAGGGUCAAGUUGUCUGGUUUUGUUUUUUUUUUAAGGUGUUACAUUAAAACUCUAACCAAGUAAGGAGUUCUUUAAGAACAUUCCCUUAGAGGGAAACGGUCGAGAAGUGUGCCUUUUUUGUAAUGGCCUGAUGUUUCAGAGAUGAUAAAAAUCAAAAUCACUACCAUUUUCUAUGCAGGUUUUUAAAUGGUGUUUAUGUAUGGUUUUAUUUUAUUUUAUUUUUUAACAUAUCACACUUCUGUUCGCUCUCUUCUUUUGCCCCAGAUCAAUCUGAGCAAUGUAUAUAACACUAUCUGUCUGUAAAAUACUUUUUUUUUAAAAAAAGCAUUUAUAUUUAUAUGACAGCUUGAACUGACAACAUUGUGUAUAUAGAUCAUCUUGAAGUAUUAUUUCACAUUGAAAAGAAGAAAAAUAUAUUGAUAACUAUAGAUGUUAUAAAGAGGUUAUUUCUAGUUUUGUACUAAAAUCAAUUGGAUGAACUAAGUCCAAAAAAUGACACUGUAGCAGCAAUUUUAAAUUUAUUUUUACUGUUUAUAUAUUUGGGCGCUGCUGCACUAGAUGAUCUUCAUCCCUGAAGUUUUCAGCUAAACUUGGUUUUCUAGAAUAGACUGUUAACUUUAAAAAUUACUUUCUAUUGAUAAAUGAAAAUACUGGUUUUCCUUGUGAAUGACUUCAUAUUUGUAAGUGCUGAGUUUAUAAUUCAGGUUUGAGCAAGGUGUGGAUAACUGAAGAAAAUAACUUGCUGGCUAUAUAGGAAAAUGCUGUGGAAAUGAACUGUGUAUAUACUUCUGGGAAGAACAAAUUUAAUCAUUUUCUCUGUUAAGCACUAAUCACUAUAGUGCAACUCCUGGUUCUGUACUGUAUUUUAUAUGCAACAUAUAUGCUUUAAUAUUUUAAUGUUUGUGCAUUAAUAUUUUCAAUUUGUUUAACCACUUUGCUGCUAAGAUUUUGCUGUCCCGUCCCCAUUUUUUUUCCUUGACAAUUUUAAACAAGUCUCCUUCAUUAAAAACUAUGGUGAUGAAAUGGUUUUUCUUUCACCUUGGAUCUUUAUAGUUAAUACCCUGUCUUCAAGUCUGUUUAAGAAGACUGUUAUCUGACUCCCUAUGAAAAAAUUUCUCGAGUAAAUAAGUAUUCUUACAUGAAAACAAAUAACAGAGUUUAAAUUCCUCACUUGAAACAUGACUAUAGGUAUAUUCAAGAACGUUUUCUUGUUCUGCGUACAGACUUGGCACUGCCAGUUGGUUUUCUUCUAAAAUCUUUCUCUUUUAAUCAGGUAGUAAAAGCAAAUGGCUAAACAAAACUACUUAGGUAACAGCAGAUAUCGAAAAUUAUGUAAUUAGAUGAUAUUACAAGAAAGAUUUUGCUCUAGUCAGCUUGUAUUCUAAAUUGAUGUUUCUUUAAUGACCCCCCACCCCCAGCUCCCCACUUGUGAGGGAAGUCAUUGAUUUCUGAAGAGACAUGAGGUACUUCAGCACCACCUGCUGGAUCAUUUAUAGACCUGAGGCAUGAGAUGGUGACGCCUGUAAAGGGUUCUUUAAGUGGUGACCCAUCUCUAAACGAAGAAAGCUGGAAUAAGAAGUAAUCUUGAAUAUAGUUCAAGUGAAUAUGCUUGGGAAAGUGAAUCUUUCCAAGUGUCUUAUUAAAAAAAAAAAUUAUUGGGUCACGGUGAUAUACAAUGAAUCAAGUGUCUAGUCAAAAGAUUUUAAGCAUUUUUAAAAAAUAUUUCCUGUUUUGAAUUGUUAUUAAUAUUUGGAACUGUAGUCACAUUUAAAGCAUUUACAAAGCCAAGUAUUUCAACUCAGAAAAACCAUUAUUGAAAUGGUAUUACUUUUCCUCCCGUUUCCAACCAGGGAGAAAUUUUGAAGAAUAAACAUCACCUAUAUUUUAUCAUAACAACUUCAGAAGGGAGUGUGUGUAUGUAUACUUCUGAGAUUGUGUUGGGGAGGGGUUAAGGUUUAAAGGGGAAAAUAUGAAACUACCUAUUUUUUUGGUAUUCAGCAGUGCCUAAAAUGAUCUUUUGAAUUAAUGCAAAUGCACUUUGAAUUCAUGUGUAUAGUGAGUACCAUCCUAAUAUCCUAGGUAAGUUUUACCUUUUCUUUUUUCUCUCAGUGCCACAGGGGUAUUUCUUAGUAUCCAUUAAAAUAAGUUUCUUUAGAAAUUCAGGUUUUGUGAUUUCACAUUAGAAAAGGACUUAAAAAAAAAAUUUGGCUUUAAAUUUUAACCUGAGGAUACAUCAAGUAUAACAUCUUCUUUCAUUAAAAAAAAAACUGAAAAUUUUAGUUCUCUGGAAAACAAAGUUGUGAUGACAUCCAUAAUAACAUUCUUAAGUAUAAGGGAAAGCGCUAGAAAUUUGCAGUUAUUGUUGCAUUUCUUAAAUUGGUCUACAAAUCAAAGAUAGUACCAUUUGUGAUGAAUCAAAUAUUUUUUGAAAAUCACAACUGAGGGUAAUUUAUAUCAGCCAAAAUAAGUUUUAAGAUAUUAAGAUAACUUAUCUAGCAGCCAGGUGGUUUUAAAACUUACAUGCUUUGAUAAAUUGAUAAAUGUUGCAUUGUUCUUGAAAGUCCUAAAAUAUAUAAGUUGCUUGUUGGAAACUUUUCAAGAGUAAUCUAAUUGAAAAACCUUUGUAUUAAAGAUUUACAUAGAUUUUUGUGAACAUUGCCAAUGUGUAGUCUCAUUCGCUUUCUAUUCUUGACCUGAAAGUGCCUCACUUGUAUAUUUCCAUUAGAAUCUUGACUGCAUUCUUUCUAAUAAGCAAUGAAAAUUUGUUUAAACUCAUGUCAUAAUGUAUUUCCUUAGAUACUAGUUUAAUAGCUUGAUAGUUUGGGGUAUUUAAUGUAAAGAUGCAUAUAUAAGUUUGUAACUGGUUUUGUUACAUCAGACCCAUGUAAUUGGACAUAAUCAGAUGAUAUAAGAAUUUGUUUAAUUACUGAUUAAACCUAUCAUGAAAUAUAUAA
Messenger RNA from Sorex araneus (European shrew), 5769 nucleotides. RefSeq names its product sprouty related EVH1 domain containing 1 (gene SPRED1). Gene Ontology annotation, cellular component: membrane. The record is from RefSeq and is a predicted model, not a curated record. The transcript has 7 exons. Gene Ontology annotation, molecular function: protein kinase binding. Gene Ontology annotation, biological process: multicellular organism development; negative regulation of MAPK cascade. Bases 103 to 1422 code for a protein of 439 amino acids. NCBI's taxonomy places the organism in Eukaryota, Metazoa, Chordata, Mammalia, Eulipotyphla, Soricidae.